CCGACUGCACAAGAAGCACUUUGUCUGAGGGGAAAGAGGUGAGGGAGGGGGCGGUGUCGAUAGAAGAAAGACGGGGAGGUGGAGGGGAGCUGAGUCGGAAUUAGCUGGUUAACUUGCACCGCAGACCCCCAGUCCAGGAUCUGGGCGAUAACGCGCGGUGAUCGUGGUCGUGGGGGUCGAGAGAGAUCCAGGUGGAAAGGAGUGGGACAUACAGAAUCGGGAUGCAGCAGGACGCGGGGUUUGGAGGGAACACGCGUGCCUCCUCACGAACCGCGCGCUGUAAUGGAGAUGGUGAUGCACCAAGAACAGAACAGCAGAUUCCUGCAGAGCCACACACGCUGCCCCACAGCCCCGCGACCCAGCGCCAGCCGUUGCAGGGAUAGACGCUGCUCGCUGUUAAAACCUCGCCAAGAAAAAAACGGAUUUCCAAACUGAUGCUCGAGCCAAACAACUGGAUAACAGACUACCUUGCUCCUCCAUUCAUACCCCCACCGCGUCUGCGGGAUGAGACGGGGAUUCGGGACGAACAGAGAGACCUGCUUUGAAAAGACUGCGUUUCACACCACAGGCUUCGCUCUGCUGGUGGUUUUGAGAAACAGAUAAGAAAAAAAAGAGAGGGAUAGAGGGAAAAUAAAAUAAAAGGGAAAGAUGUUUCUGCGAUGCUACCGCGCCAAAUUGUCGGCUUGGGCCGCUCUGUGCGUGCUGGUGCUUUGCUGGUUUUACGUUUUCCCUGUCUACAGACUGCCGAGCGAUAAAGAAAUAGUGGAGGAGGUGCUGAGGCAGGGGGAAGACUGGCAGAAGAACCAGACCGGCAUCGAUUUGUACAGGAAGCUGCUGUCAGAAUGCUGCGAUCCGAAGCGGAUGUUUGCAGUGACCAAGGAGAACUCCCCUGUGGGCAAAGUCCUGUGGUACGAUGGCGAGUUUUACUACUCGCACACCGUCAACAACAACACGUACUCUCUCUUUGUACAGGAAAACCCUUUGCAGCUUCCCCUGAAGAAGUGUGCGGUGGUGGGCAAUGGCGGCAUUCUCAGACACAGCAAGUGUGGCAGGGAUAUCGACCAGGCCGACUUUGUUAUGAGGUGUAACCUUCCACCGAUCUCAAAGGAAUAUGCGGAGGAUGUGGGCACAAAGACACAUCUGGUUACAGCCAACCCAAGCAUCAUAGAGAAAAGAUUUCAGAGCCUUCUGUGGUCAAGAAAAUAUUUUGUGGAUAGUAUGAAGGUCUAUGGCUCGAGCUACAUCUACAUGCCUGCGUUUUCCAUGAGGCCUGGCACAGACCCAUCACUGCGGGCAUAUUACACACUGGCAGAUUCCUCCUCCAACCUCACCAUGCUUUUUGCCAACCCUGAAUUCCUACGCACAGUGGGUAAAUUUUGGAAAUCCCAUGGUGUGCAUGCCAGGCGCCUAUCCACAGGGCUCUUCCUGGUGAGCUUAGCCCUAGGACUGUGUGAGGAAGUCACAACCUACGGCUUCUGGCCGUUUUCUGUCGACCUGGAUCAGCGACCGGUCAGCCACCAUUACUACGACAACAUCCUGCCCUAUAAAUGGUUCCAUGCCAUGCCUGAGGAGUUUGUCCAGCUUUGGCAUCUGCACAAAAGCGGCACGCUUCGUGUGAGGGUGGGACGUUGCGCCCCUCAGGAAGGAGGAAGUUAGAGCACCUUGAAAAGUGAAGCGAUUGUACACAGCUCCAUCUGUCUCCCUACGCAUUCCUGCUGUAAACCCCCAAUCCCCACCCCCACCCUAGCCCAGCUGAUCCCUAAUUACUAUGAGAAUGUCCUCCACCCAUAUGAGCCACACUAGGGAAAAAGGAACACAGUGACACAUGCAGGCACGCACUCACACAGCAUAACAUAUUUACACAUUCCUGAAACUAGCCAUAUCUACCUGUGUUUCUGAAAUUGUGUAUGUGUGCAUGGUUGAGUGUCUGUAUGGAAAGCAUCAUCUGGGACUAAUACAUGUGAAAGUAUGGGAGUGGAUGAUUGGGGGAUGGAUUUUGUGCACUGACUGUGUGUAACUGACAGAAGGGGCAGCUGGAGCACAUUCCCCUCUGGGACUUUGUUAAUCAAGAAUAAAAGAAGUGGAGGGCGGAAAGGGGGACAAAUAAGACUAAAAGACUAGAGAUAAUGGUAGUUCCUAGUAACUUGAAUAGAAGCUAAAUUUAAUAGAGGAAGGGAAAAAAGGUAAACUUUGAAGUUGAGUCAUUAAAAGCCAUCGGCCAAGAUUUUAAAUAGUCUAAAAAUUUUACGUUUGAACCUGGACCUCUCUUCCACUGAAGAUUACCAAAUUCAGUUUCCGUCUUAGCUUCACUUGCUGUCAUCUGCAUUUUAUCCUCGUCAAGCUACAUCUUUUAGCUUGUUGCUGCUAAGGAUGUAAGCUUUAUCUAAUAACGAAAACUCAAUUGAGUGCUGAGGUGAAUAAGAUGACUCUUGAUACAUAUUCAUACUUCAGAGUACGCUGGAUUAAAAUAGGUGCUCUGCUGUUUAUGUCCCUGUUGCCAGGAUAGAUCAUGGUAUCAUUAGCUUGAUCAAGGAGGGCUUUUUUUUCCACCACUCACAUACAUGCCUAACUCAGGGUGAACAUGCUCCGAGUUGACUGAACUAAGUGUUAUCAUCCUUUCUAGAGCCAAGAACGGAGUUUCCCAUCUUUUAUUUAAUCAGUUAGACUCAGUGUUUGAUGAAUCUGUCUUCUAGAACAGGACCAAGGGGAACAUGGGAAAAAACUAGAAGUCUCACACACACAUAUACAAUAGGGGUGCAACGAUA
This is a messenger RNA of Pundamilia nyererei, 2765 nucleotides long. RefSeq names its product ST8 alpha-N-acetyl-neuraminide alpha-2,8-sialyltransferase 1 (gene st8sia1). The record is from RefSeq and is a predicted model, not a curated record. The transcript has 5 exons. Gene Ontology annotation, biological process: oligosaccharide metabolic process; N-glycan processing. Bases 649 to 1656 code for a protein of 335 amino acids. Lineage: Eukaryota; Metazoa; Chordata; Actinopteri; Cichliformes; Cichlidae. Gene Ontology annotation, molecular function: alpha-N-acetylneuraminate alpha-2,8-sialyltransferase activity.